Pogona vitticeps (central bearded dragon) is the source of this 1280-nucleotide messenger RNA. Its product is annotated as transmembrane emp24 domain-containing protein 10. Lineage: Eukaryota; Metazoa; Chordata; Lepidosauria; Squamata; Agamidae. The record is from RefSeq and is a predicted model, not a curated record.
GCGCGCGCAGGCGCGGUGCGUUCGGCUGCGCGGGGCCAGCAUUCGGAGGCGACGCUGUCGUGGGAACGCCUCGACCCGCGUGUUGGGGAAAGGAGCAGGAGGUUGCUGGGGCCCGGGUCUCGCUCGGAGGGGGGUUUGGAGUGUGUGUGUGGGGUCCGGGGUCACACACCCCCGAGUCUAGGCUUCGGAGGGAGCCCAGGCUGCCUUUCUCGUCCAUCAUGGGGCGGGGAGUCCCGGGGGUGCUGGCCCUCCUGCUGGUGGCUGCCUUCUCGGCGGGGGGCUGCCAGGGGCUCUCCUUCCAGCUCCCGCCCCAGACCCGCAAGUGUCUGAAAGAGGAGCUUCACCGGGACGUCAUGGUCACUGGCCAAUACGAGGUGUCCGAAGCCGCCGCCCCGGGGAUCCGGACCGACCUGAGGGUCACCGACUCCUCGGGACACCUCCUGUACUCCAAAGACGAUGCCAAGAAAGGAAAAUUCGCCUUCACCACGGACGAUUACGAGAUCUAUGAGAUUUGCUUUGAGAGCCACGGGCAGCCAGGGCAUUUCCGGGUUCCCGAACAACUGGUGACCCUCAACAUCAAGCACGGCGUGGAGGCCCGGAAUUACGAAGAUAUUGCAAAGGCAGAGAAACUCAAACCCUUGGAAGUCGACCUCCGCCGGCUCGAGGACCUUUCGGAAUCCAUCGUUAAAGAUUUUGCGUUCAUGAAGCAACGCGAGGAGGAAAUGCGGGAUACCAACGAAUCCACCAGCGCGCGAGUCUUCUACUUCAGCAUCUUCUCCAUGCUUUGCUUGGUGGGUCUAGCUACGUGGCAGGUCUUCUACCUCAGACGUUUCUUCAAGGCUAAGAAACUUAUUGAGUGAUUUGGCCAGCUUGGGUUGUAGGGUGGGUGGAGAAGAACGAGGGGACCCGACCCUCCAGAGACUCCCGUCUUGGCUUCUCCCAGGAUAUUUGGUGUGGACCAAAUUCUUCCUUCCCACCUCGUGCAGAUCCCAAGACAUCCGGAUUCUUUUUUUAAAAAAAUUAACACGAUAUCCCUUAGCCAGGAGCUUCGGUGGAAUGUUGCAACUGGACUAAAACCUUUUUAUCAACCAAAAUGAAACAAAGCCAUCUGAUUCUGGAGGGUGGAUUUGAAGACCACCAGCCUGCACCCAUGCUUUUAUUUUUCUUGGAGCGGACGGCCCCUUGGUGAGGGUGGGUGUUUAAUUUGAUUGUAGUUAAUUAAUCCCUCAUGGCGGAUCAUACUGGAGAAGGGUUGGAAGUAAUAAAGGAUGGUUCCUAUA